Messenger RNA from Rangifer tarandus platyrhynchus (Svalbard reindeer), 501 nucleotides. The record is from the annotation of a GenBank genome assembly. Lineage: Eukaryota; Metazoa; Chordata; Mammalia; Artiodactyla; Cervidae.
AUGGGCGUUACAGCCUCCCUUGCAGGCCAGGGUGCCCUGCUGGGCCUCCCUGCUCCAGGGCCACGAUUCACCAGGCCCCUCCAGGUCUACUGUGGCCUUAAUGGCCAGGACAGGAUGGCCCUGUGGAAUUUCUCCCCAAGGUGCUUGACUCCCCGCACCCCACCACUCUGCUGGGGAGGUGCCUCCACAGCCCCGCCUCCUGGAAGGUCCGGAUGUUCUGGGAUCUUCGCCCUCGGUUCAUCCCCUCUUGACCCAACCCACCUGGAUGGGACACAGAGUAAGGUUGCUCUUGUGUCCAUGCCCAUGACCUUGAAGCCUGUCCCAGGCCAAGGAAUGUCCCUGAGGCCACCACCCUGUCUCCCAAGGGGGUCCCAUGGGAAGGGGCAGCUCGAGCCCCUCUCCCUGGCCAGCUGCCCCCCGCCAUGCCCCAACUUCAGCUUCAAAGGCAUCCACCCCGGGUUUCCACACCACACUGGCCACGUUGGGGUACCAUUUGCUUGA